Messenger RNA from Culex pipiens pallens (northern house mosquito), 3630 nucleotides. RefSeq names its product GMP synthase [glutamine-hydrolyzing] (gene bur). Gene Ontology annotation, cellular component: cytosol. Bases 481 to 2577 code for a protein of 698 amino acids. The transcript has 12 exons. Gene Ontology annotation, molecular function: ATP binding; GMP synthase (glutamine-hydrolyzing) activity; GMP synthase activity. The record is from RefSeq and is a predicted model, not a curated record. Gene Ontology annotation, biological process: GMP biosynthetic process. NCBI's taxonomy places the organism in Eukaryota, Metazoa, Arthropoda, Insecta, Diptera, Culicidae.
UAUUUUUUCGCAAUUUUUGCAUUGGAAAUCUGUGAGGAAAAUCCAAACGCGGUGUGUGGGCGGUCCGCGAACCGAUUCCGGAGUGCCACCGUACGGGCAAGUGGUGCAGACAACCCCGGAGAACGUCGUCGUGAGAAGCUCUACCCGGUGUGGCUCUGGCCAUUUGGUGGAAUCGAUCGCAAAUACACGUAACCACGGCGGGACAGCGCCAUCAACGUCUUCGUCCAGAAAGUGCAAGUCUCGGUGGUGGUGAGCCUGGAGGCAAGAUCUGCCCUUGUUCCUGCCUCUGCUGCUGCUGCUGCUGACCACGGAAGCACGUCCAGGGCCGACUCGGCAGCGGCCAGCCGGGGUGGUUCCGCUUGCUGUCCCCGCCGGAGGAGGAGGAGGAGAAUUGGUGGUGGCGGCAGUGACUACGACGACGACGACGGCGGCCAAAACGAAGACGAACCGGGGCAGAACCUAAGGAGCCCUCGAAUUUGGAUGUUCUUGCGUAUCUUCUUUCGCUGCUGUAACGACCAAGAAAUGAGUGCGCUGAACAAAUCCGCUGGCCCGACCGAGAACGGGGGCGAACACAACGAGCGGCUGGUCAUCCUGGACGCCGGAGCACAGUACGGCAAGGUUAUCGACAGAAAGGUUCGCGAGCUGCAGGUCAAGUCCGACAUCCUGCCGCUCGACACCCCCGCCCAGAAGAUCAAAGAGCUCGGCUACCGGGCGAUCAUCAUCUCCGGCGGGCCCAACUCGGUGUACGCCGACGAUGCGCCACAGUACGAUCCGGACAUUUUCAAAAUUGGGUUGCCUAUUUUAGGCAUUUGCUAUGGCAUGCAGAUCAUCAACAAGGAAUUUGGCGGUUCCGUACACAAAAAGGACAUUCGCGAAGACGGCGAACAUAAAAUCGACGUGGAGACGAGCUGCCCACUGUUUACUCGCCUGGCCCAGGAGCAGGUGGUUCUGCUUACGCACGGCGACAGCAUCGACCGGGUGGGCACCAAGCUAAAGGUGAGCGCGUACUCCUCCAACAAGAUCGUGGCCGGCAUCUACAAUGAGCAGAUGCGAAUCUACGGCGUGCAGUUCCACCCGGAGGUGGAUCUAACGGUCAACGGCAAAGACAUGCUCUCCAACUUUCUGUUCGAGGUCUGCGGGCUGGCGAAGAGCUUCACGAUCCGCAGCCGGCAGGAGGAGUGCAUGGCCUACAUCAAGGAACGUGUAGGAACGAGCAAAGUUUUGUUACUAGUAAGUGGCGGCGUAGACUCCACGGUGUGUGCAGCCCUGCUUCGAAAUGCCUUAAAGCCAGAACAGGUUAUCGCUGUCCAUAUUGAUAAUGGUUUUAUGCGUAAAAACGAGAGUGCCGCGGUGGAGAAAUCCCUGCGCGAGCUGGGCGUCGAUCUGCUCGUGCGGGACGCGUUCUACAAGUUCACCCGGGGCACCACCACGAUCAAGGUGCCCGGCUCGCUGUACAACCAGGACACGCCCAUGCUCUGCCAAACCAUCAGCCCGGAGGACAAGCGCAAGAUCAUCGGCGACGUGUUCGUCAAGGUGUCCAACGAGGUGCUGAAGGAUCUGAACCUGAACGCGGAGGAGGUCUUUCUGGCGCAGGGCACCCUGCGGCCGGAUCUGAUCGAGUCGGCCUCGUCGCUGGUGAGCACCAAGGCGGACACGAUCAAGACACACCACAACGACACGGAAUUGAUCCGGAAGCUGCGGGAGGCGGGCCGGGUGAUUGAGCCGCUGCAGGAGUUCCACAAGGACGAGGUGCGGCAGCUGGGAUACGAGCUCGGGCUGCCGGCCCAUCUGGUGGAGCGGCAUCCGUUUCCCGGGCCUGGCCUGGCGAUCCGGGUUCUGUGCGCGGAAGAGGCUUACAUGAAGGAUUACUCCGAAACGCAGGUCAUAGCUAAAGUAAUUGUGGACUACAAGACCAAGCUGGAGCAGACGCACGCGCUGUUGAACAGGGUGUCCAGCACGACGUCCAAGGAGGAACAGGAAGAGCUGUGUCGCAUUUCCAGCAGUAUGAAGCUGAAUGCCACGUUACUGCCAAUUCGAAGCGUUGGAGUUCAAGGUGACAAGCGGUCGUACAACUACGCGGUCGGACUGAGCAGCAACGAGCAGCCCAACUGGCAGGACAUGAUGUUCCUGGCGAAGCUGAUCCCGCGCAUCCUGCACAACGUGAACCGGGUAUGCUACAUCUUUGGCGACGCCGUCAAGUACCCCGUGCAGGACAUCACGCACACGCUGCUGACGCAGAACGUGAUCGCGCAGAUCCGGCAAGCGGACAGCAUCGUCAACAGGAUUCUGCUGGAGAACGAGUGCAUGCGCAAGAUUUCGCAGAUGCCGGUCAUCCUGAUACCGGUGCACUUUGACCGGGACCCGGCCCCCAAGACGCCCUCCUGCCAGCGGUCGGUCGUGCUGAGACCGUUCGUGACCAACGACUUUAUGACGGGCGUGCCGGCGGUGCCCGGAACCGAUCGGCUUCCUUUGCAUGUGCUGCAGAAGAUGGUCGACGAAAUCAGCAACCUCAGCGGCAUUUCCCGGGUGCUCCUGGACCUCACCUCGAAGCCACCGGGCACCACGGAGUGGGAAUGAUUCGCCCAACCGCCGACGACGCGAUGCCGCUUACCACACCACAAUUACUUCUACCCAUCAACAACUGCAACUGCAACCUUCGCGAGUGGUUAGAUUUAUGUUUUCUAAAAAAAAUCGCAAACAUUAGCCGUGAGAAGAUCGCGUCAAACGUCGUCGUCGUUGUUGUUUGCUUAGCGCGCGCGAGGCCAGAGAAAAUAAUGCUGUUGAACACAAGGAAUACGUUAUACACUAAAAGAAGAAGAGGAGGAAAAGGAAACAAGCAAGAAGCAAGAGAUGUGGCUGCUCCCGUCUUACAUUUAAUAUAUAUAUUUAGGAGUUAGGUACUUGGAAGGAUGUAUCAUGUACAGUAAAUGACAAAAAAAAAACACACACACACACGGAGGUAAAGAGACAGACAGAGGAUCGCAGGAAUUACACACGACGGCUAAUGGGUAAAUGUGAAAGGCAGAAACAAAUUUCGAGCAAAUAAAAGUCCAUCAUCGCUGCACUCCCCGAAAAAAAAAAUCACAACUUGUGUACUUUUCAAAACCAAAACUUCCUCCUUUAUUGCCAAUCGUAAUUAUGUGUGGAAUCAAACGGCAGCGUCCUUAUUACUAUUGCUUCUCAACACCCUAAAUCAGCAAGGUGAGAAAAAAACAAAAAAGAGUUAUGCAAAACUGUUACAGAGAGAAUCAAAGAAAACUCAUUGGUUAUUAGUUAGUGUACUUUUAAAAUUGUCCGUAACGGCGUUAGCUUCAAGCGCCCGAACAUCCAACAAUUGCGAAAUAAACGACGAUUAAGUUAAACAAGUGGAGCAUUUUUGUUGCGUUUCGUUAACAUCCAACCUUCAACUUUGAACCUGCUUUAUCUGUUAUUCACAGGUUUGGUUUGGGCAGGCGCGCGCUGUCUUGUGGAAAUACGCCGGAGGGAUGAAAAAAUAGACACACACACUGAUUGGAUACAAGCAAACGUGAAAAGUAGUAGGGUGAAAGUCUGUAACGGAAAAACUUUUAUUUAUAUGUGAUCAAGAGAUGAAAUCGAAAUACAUCAAUCAAGAUGCUAACAAAAAAACAA